Alosa sapidissima (American shad) is the source of this 4181-nucleotide messenger RNA. RefSeq names its product solute carrier family 12 member 10, tandem duplicate 1 (gene slc12a10.1). The record is from RefSeq and is a predicted model, not a curated record. Gene Ontology annotation, biological process: potassium ion homeostasis; potassium ion import across plasma membrane; chloride transmembrane transport. The transcript has 27 exons. Gene Ontology annotation, molecular function: sodium:potassium:chloride symporter activity. Bases 44 to 3187 code for a protein of 1047 amino acids. Gene Ontology annotation, cellular component: membrane. Lineage: Eukaryota; Metazoa; Chordata; Actinopteri; Clupeiformes; Clupeidae.
UCCUUCACAAAAUUACAGGAUAGAAACAACCUGACUCUCAAGCAUGGGACACAAACUGUCCAAAGGAAACACAAGGAACAUUGAUAUCAUCCCUCAAGGUCGUUUCUCCAUCAGUGAAGAAGCACCGCCGAGAUACACGCACAAUGAAAAUGCCUUUCCAGAUGUUAACCGCGUUAAGAGAGCGACCGAGAUGACACAUGUCUCCAUGGUAGAGUCUGGCAUUACGGACACUUCCGACGGGCGCCAUGGCUCGCAGCAGGAUGCCAGACGCCCAUCCCUCUAUAGAACCAUAGACGUGGUGCCACAAUUAGACUUUUAUGCAAACACUUUCAUUGGUCGGCAACGGCGUAGUAGACCAUCCCUGGAGGUUCUUCGCAAGGCUUUUGAUGAUGGAGAUACUGCCAGUAAUGCCGAGGGCUUGGGGAACGGAAGCCUGCCAGGCAUCCCAGAUGUAGAGGGCAGUGUUGAGGGGGCGAAAAAUGCAAAACCGCCGGUCCGCUUUGGCUGGGUUACCGGUGUCAUGAUUCGCUGUAUGCUUAACAUCUGGGGAGUCGUUCUUUUUCUUCGUUUGUCAACCAUCACCUCUUCAGUGGGCAUCAUUCUCACCUGGGUCAUCAUCCUGUUGUCCAUUGUCAUAACCUCAGUGACUGCCCUCUCUGUAUCUGCCAUUGCCACCAAUGGGAGAGUAAAGUCAGGGGGCGCUUACUUCAUGAUCUCCCGAACACUGGGCCCAGAAGUAGGGGGACCCAUCGGGAUGGUGUUCUCCUUUGCCAAUGCCAUAGCCUGUUCGUUGAACACGGUUGGGUUUGCUGAGACCGUCCAGAAACUUCUCGAAGAAAAUGAUGUCACUAUGGUGGACGACCUCAAUGAUGUGCGGAUUAUUGGAGUGAUCACAGUCACUGUGCUUCUCAUCAUUUCACUAGCUGGAAUGGAGUGGGAAUCUAAGACUCAGAUCAUUUUCUUCCUGGUGCUUAUAGUGACCUUUGUCAACUACUUUGUGGGCACAUUUCUUCCUCCUACGCCUGAGAAACAAUCCCAAGGCUUCUUUGGCUAUCACAGGGAGAUUUUCUUAGAAAACCUGCUGCCAGAAAAGGGCAAUCACAUUGCAGAAUUCUUCAACAUGUUUGCCAUUUUUUUUCCUUCUGCCAUUGGCAUCCUUGCUGGGGCCAACAUCUCUGGUGACUUAAAGGACCCAGAGACUGCUAUACCCAAAGGGACACUCAUGGCCAUCCUCAGCACCACCAUCAGCUAUCUGGCCAUCUCUGCAACCGUGGGUUCGUGUGUUAUUCGUCAUGCCACAGGCAGCCUAAACGACAGCUUCUCUUUGGGGAACGGCUCAGAUGUGUGUGAGGGUGUGGCCUGUAACUUUGGCUGGAACUUCACAAGCUGCUCACAUGAAGUGGACUGCAAAUAUGGCCUCGCAGUUGACACUGGGGCGCUGAGGAUGGUAUCAGGUUUCGGACCCCUUAUCAUUGCCGGGAUCUUUGCUGCUAGUCUAUCCUCUGCUCUUGCAUUCCUGGUCUCUGCCCCGAAGGUGUUUCAGUGUCUUUGCAGAGACAACAUAUACCCCUAUAUUGGCUUUUUUGCAAAGGGUUAUGGGAAGAAUGAGGAGCCUCUACGCGGUUAUGUUCUAACUUAUUUUAUCGCAGCAGCAUUCAUUCUGAUUGGUGACUUAGAUCUUGUUGCCCCUGUCAUUUCGAACUUUUUCCUCUGCUCGUACGCGCUCAUCAACUUUAGUUGUUUCCACGCCUCUACCACAAACUCGCCAGGCUGGAGGCCUUCCUUUCGUUACUACAACCGCUGGGUAGCAUUGUUUGGGGCCGUCGUCUCUGUCGUGCUUAUGUUCAUGCUGACCUGGGAGGCAGCCCUCAUCACCUUCUGCAUCAUCCUCUUCCUCUUUGGCUACAUCAUCUACAAGAAGCCAGAGGUGAAUUGGGGCUCCUCUGUGCAGGCUAGCACCUACAACAUGGCUUUGUCCUACUCAGUCUCUCUGUCAGCGGUGGAAGACCAUGUCAAGAACUACAGGCCCCAGUGUUUGGUUCUGACAGGGCCGCCAGUUGUUCGUCCAGCAUUGGUGGACUUUGUGGGCUCCUUCACUAAGAAUAUCAGUCUGAUGAUCUGUGCAGACAUCCUUAUGGAGGAUAAGACAGCACUUACUCAGCGCAGUACUGAUAAUAUUGUAAAGUGGCUUAACCGCCGAAAGGUCCGUUCCUUCUACACUGUGUUGAAUGGAGACCGUCUGAGAGAAGGAACAAAGACACUUAUGCAGUCUACAGGUCUGGGGAAAUUGAAGCCCAACAUUCUGGUAAUGGGAUUUAAGACAAACUGGAGAGGUUGCUCCCCCUACAGCAUGGAGGACUAUGUGAAUACCAUCCAUGAUACAUUUGACGCAAACUAUGGUGUAUGCAUUCUGAGAAUGAUGGACGGCCUUGACAUGACUGAAGAGAUGGUUUGUGAAGAUAAUGCUGCCUUUGAGCCAGAUGAAUCUCCUGAGCAACAAUCCAACAAUGACUCCACAGGGGAUAACUCAGAUCUUGGCAAUUGCCAGCCAGACCAUCAAAUUCACAGCUGCCAAAUCUCUACAGUCUUCCAGACCAAGCAAGGGAAGAAGACCAUAGACGUGUACUGGAUAUCUGAUGAUGGAGGUCUGACUCUGUUAAUUCCGUACCUGUUGACCAGAAGAAAGUGUUGGCGACAAUGUAAGGUCCGCGUCUUCGUAGUGGGUCAACAACAGACCAUUGAGGAAGAUCGCAAAGAGAUGGUGUGUUUGCUUCAACGUUUUCGCCUGGAUGUCCAUGAUGUCAUCAUCAUAACUGACAGCGAACGUCCACCCCUGGCCAAAAAUCUGGAAAGAUUUGAGAACUUUGUCGCCCCCUUCCGGCUGAAAAGUAGAGAGUAUGAGGAUGACAUUAUUCAGCCAGAGAGGACAGAAAGUCCCUGGCGGGUGUCUGACAAAGUGUUGGAUGCACUGAGGAUGAAGUCUGAGAGGAAGGUGCGUCUGAAUGAGAUCAUCCGUAAGAAUUCCAGACAGGCUGCUUUGGUCAUUGUGAGUAUGCCUGUUCCUCAGAGUGACUGUCCCAGCUCUCUUUAUAUGGCCUGGCUGGAUACUCUGACCUGCGGCCUUCACUGCCCAGUUCUGCUCAUACGAGGCAACCAGCAGAAUGUGCUCACCUUCGACUGCCAGUGAAAACCACCAAAUACACACGAUUGCAUCUCUUUGGUCCUCACUGCCUGCUGGUGUGGUUUCCUCUUGGUGUUACAGAACUCAUGGACGAGAAUUUGAUUCUAAAUAGAUCUCAGAUUGCCAAAGAUAAGCCACAUUAUUUAUGGAACCAAGGCUGCUGCCAAAUUAUACUGUACAUGUAGACAAUAUUUAUGAUAAAGUAUUUAUUUCAUCCCAGUUAUUAUACCAGUUGAAAAGCACAACAAUGUAAUACUGCAUGCAGUUGCCCUCUUGCCUGAUUGUAUGAAUUUCUUAUGGAAUGGAACAGGUAAAGAAUAGAAGCAGAAGAGAGUUCAUAAUAUAAAAUAAGCAGACUGGUAUUACACACCGUCACUUUAUGUCUUACAGAUGCUAUAGAAAAUGAAGUCAGUUAGUUGCCAAAUAAGGACGAGGAGGAUAAUCAUUGUGAUAAUUCAUUGUGAUGGACAAUAAUAAUUGUCUCAGGAUCAGAUUUUUUAACUGCUCUGAGUCAGUUUUAUUUUGUAUUUACAAGUAGAUUAUCUGUCUAGAAAAAUAUGCAUAAUGUGUAGUAUUUUGUAGCCUACAGUAGGGGUCAGUGUGUAAGUGUACUACUACCUGAAUCUGAUAUGCUCAUUCUUGACAUUUUUCACAGUAGGCUACAAUCCCUGGAAUUAUUUUGCUCCGUUGAUGUAUGUUUCUGUAAGAUUAUUGAGAUGGGCUUUAAUAAGGCAACAUGAAUGGUGAUAUGUAAUAACCACAAACAUUCCUUUUUAUUUAUUUGUUUGACAUUUGCAAAUAGGUACUGUCACAGACAAAAUCGACAGACAUCAACAGCAAAAAACAACCUUUUUUGUGUUUUGACAUGUAUGUUGAACUAGUAUUGUGUAGCUUUUAUUGAUUGAUGUUUUUUAGGCUACAUUAAUCAAAGCUAUAUAUGUCUGGUAUGUCAAUUCCAAAUAUAUAUUUGUGGAUUUUGUAUUAAACGUUUCUACUAUUA